AUGUGGGAAUUUGCUGCUCCAAAUGGCCUCUGCUCCUCAAUCACUGAAGCAAAGCAUAUCAAGGCUGUGAAAGAACCCUGGCGACGUUCAAGUCGUAAUGAGGCCCUCGGACAAAUGCUUCUGACUAAUGAAGCUCUCGACAAACUCGCUGCAUCACGGGUAGACUUCGCAAGUCGUGAGAUGCUCAAUAUGCCAUCUCUCGCUGCGUCCUUUGUUGCACUUUAUCCCACUGAGCCUCCACAAGUUGAUGAACCAAGUGCAGAUGAAUGGAUCAAUGAUGCGGUGCCUGUCCCUGGACCGACAGUACAUGCAUAUGUGACGAUGGCAAUUACCAAGCAGCAUAGACACUCUCAAAGGAUCGUGGGUCUUGCAGCUGAGAUCAAUCAACCCGAGCUUCCUGCUCUCGUUCGUCGGUUCCUCUACAAUGAAUUACACCCCCACAGUGAUCUUCAUGGGUCCAGAAUCUCUCUGGAUAGCUGCCCUCCGUUCAACGAGAAAAUUUUCGUCCACUACUCAGCUGCCGCUACAUUUUAUGCUCCAAGUGAUCCCUCUGGUAUUGGUGGUAUGCGUCGCAAACAUAUUAGAGCAACUCCGAGUUGGCGCAAGAAGGAGCCUCGGUUUGACUGCGUCUUUGUGAACAUGGAUCCCGCGAAGAACCGGCUGCACGUGCACAAACCUCUUGUUGCACGCAUCCUACUAUUUUUCUCUUUUUCAUAUCAUGCAAAGCGCUAUUUGUGUGCAUUGGUUCGAUGGUUUGAACCAGUUGGGGAUCAGCCAGAUGAAGACACUGGGAUGUGGAUGGUGAGACCGGCACUUCGAGAAGGUGAACCUUCGAUGGCAGUGAUUCGACUCGACCGUAUUUAUCGUGCAGCCCACCUGAUACCGGUCUUUGGGCGAAAGCCCAUACCAGAAGGUUUACAGGCAUACCACUCCCUUGACGCCUUCCAAACAUUCUACAUCAACAAAUUUGCCGAUCAUCAUGCUUUCGAACUGCUGAGUAGCAGGUGA
Molecule: messenger RNA, 1008 nt
Organism: Sparassis crispa
Lineage: Eukaryota; Fungi; Basidiomycota; Agaricomycetes; Polyporales; Sparassidaceae
Exons: 3
Coding region: 1-1008 (335 amino acids)
Source: RefSeq, a predicted model, not a curated record